UCCUCUUUUUGCCUUUUCACAUCCUUGUGGCUCCGGAGCGCAGCUCAACGGCGGCCUGCUUGGAGGAAACUCUUCAUCCAGCUCAGGACUUCACUUUGCGUAUCCGGAUCUAUCCUUCAUUGUUCUACCAUCUUCUCCAACUAUUAGACGAGCGUUGCAUCAGCUUUGGCGGUGGCAGCCGUCAGCUCAGCCUCUCUCGCUUCUCACGGCCGACGUUUUAACUGCAUGCAACUUCCUCAUUCGCUGACUUGUGUCAGAGUCAGGAGCGCGCUCCUGAAACCAGAACAAAAACUGACGGCAGAGCAGCCGCCGCACGACAGCAGCAGAGCGGAGCCGUCCGCCCUGACCUCCUGUUUCUUAUGCGUUUGGCGUUUGUGGAGCAGGACUCCUGAACGGGACAACAUCUGCUUGGACUUCCCGUUAGCCAGGAUGCUCCGGCAGUCUUUCAGCCUCCUCAAGUUUGGAUCAGCAGCAAACAGGUCACAAGAUGCUACCGACCUUCUCCACGAGGAUCUGGUCAUGGUGGAGCAGCGGGUGGAGCCGGCCCGAAAGGCGGCUCAGGUCCUCUCCAAGAAGCUGCAGGGCUGCAUGCAGAGCCAACCGGGCCUGGAGGCAGAGAAGCGGAUGAAAAAGCUCCCACUCAUGCAGCUGUCUGUCAGCAUGGCGGAGAGCCUGAAAGACUUCGAUGCUCACUCCUCAAUCAGGAGAGUUCUGGAGAUGUGCUGCUUCAUGGAGAAGAUGCUGGCCAGCAUGCUGGCAGACUUUGAGGUGAAAGUGGAAAAAGAGGUUCUGGAGCCGCUCAAUAAGCUCAGCGAGGACGACCUGCCAGAAGUCCUGAGGAACAAGAAACAGUUUGCGAGACUCACCACCGACUGGAACAACGCCAGACUCAGGAGUCAAGCCAGCACCGCCCCCCAGGCCAAGCAGGACGGGCUCCGGGAGGAAGUGGAGGAAGCCUGGAGGAAACUGGAGAGCAUCAAGGACCAGUACUCUGCAGACCUCUAUCACUUUGCCACGAAAGAAGACGACUAUGCUAACUACUUCAUACACCUUCUGGAGCUGCAGGCAGAAUACCACAAGAACUCAGUGGAGUUCCUGGACAAAAACAUCAGCGAGCUGAAAGAGAAUCACAGUCAGAAAGGGCCGGCGGUGAGCCUCUCCAAGCAGAGGGUCUACGGGGAACAUCUGCUCACACAUCUGUCCCAGUCCAACAUAGAAAUCGCCGUUCCCAUUCAGGAGUGUAUUCACAUGCUGCUGAGGACGGGCAUGAGGGAGGAGGGUUUGUUUCGUCUGGCUGCAGCCGCUUCAGUGAUGAAGAGGCUGAAGACGAGUCUGGACCAGGGAACAGUCGACCACAGCGAGUUCAGGAUGGACCCGCACGCUGUGGCCGGAGCGCUGAAGUGUUACCUCAGAGAGCUUCCUGAACCCUUGAUGACCUUUGACCUCUACAACGAUUGGUUUAAAGCUGCAGGGGAAAAAGAGCUGGACAAGAAGCUGGAGCAGUUCAAGGUUUUACUGAAGAAACUCCCACCUGAAAACUACAAUAACCUCAGGUAUCUGGUCCAGUUCCUGUCUCUGUUGUCCAAGCAACAGGCUGUGAACAAGAUGACCCCCAGUAACAUCGCCAUCGUCUUGGGGCCGAACCUGCUCUGGCCAAAGGCUGAGGGGGAGGCUGCUCUGUUGGACAUGGCGUCGGCGUCCUCCGUCCAGGUGGUGAUGGUCAUCGAACCUCUCAUCCAGUACAGCUCCAGGCUGUUUCCUGAAGCUGAACCCUUUGACAUCCCAGAUCUGCCUGAAACCCCAGAAACGCCCGCUUCUACUUUCCAGUCCGUCCAUCCAGAGAAGGAGAAACUGGCCAGGACGGUUUCCUCGGCAUCAGCGCUCUCUUCCUCUUUUCACUUCCCCGUCUCCAGAACAAACAGCACUUCCUCUCAGGACAGCGGGGUUCUGGUCAAAUCGGGCUCUGUGGGCAGCCGUAGUGGAACCACGACAUGGAACAGUCCCACAAGCGAGACGCCGCCAUCCGCCAUCACGUCGUCCUCCGUUGCUUCCUCGACACCAACCCCCAGCCCCCCCGGAGCGGCAUGGUCUGCGGCCGGGUCAACGCCGGGCCUGGCGAGGACCGCCACCCAGAGGCAGACCUCGGAUCAAAGCCCGCUAGAGCCGAUUCUGGAGGCACCACCGGAUUCUCCACUUGUGAAGAUCCAAUGUCCGUACAAACCAAAGAGGACGUUUAACUCCAAAGGCAACCAGGAUGAAGAGCAGAUAACAGUGGAGUUCUCUAAACCGAGGGCCCCGGGGCCUCCGAAGAUGCAGGCCCCGCCCCCCCCAACCACGGCCUCCAGAGACGAUGCAAAGAUCCUGCCAAAGCCGGCGCCCCGGCUCCAACCGCCGAAAAAGCCUCUGGCGAAAAAGCCCGGAGUCCGAGCCCCAAACUGCCCUCCGCCCCUCCCUCCUCCAUCACAGCCCAAGGAGCUUCCCUCUUUAGCGCAAUAAAAAGAAGACGCCAACACAGCCGAUGCUCCUCUUUUCAAUCAAAUCCUUGGUUUCUUUUAAUGUUUUUUUCUGCUCCUGGAUCUUUAUCUACCUAUUUAUUCUGCCGCUCUUUAAAAAAAAACAAACAAAAAAAACACUUCAAAGCUAAACAUCAACCACAGGUCUGAUGUGUUUUCAUUGUAAGAUUGUAAAUACUGAAGAUGAAAUCUACAAAAUAAAUCCUCGUCUAGGA
This is a messenger RNA of Oryzias latipes (Japanese medaka), 2728 nucleotides long. RefSeq names its product SH3-domain binding protein 1 (gene sh3bp1). Gene Ontology annotation, molecular function: protein binding; GTPase activator activity. Gene Ontology annotation, cellular component: intracellular anatomical structure; cytosol; cytoplasm. Lineage: Eukaryota; Metazoa; Chordata; Actinopteri; Beloniformes; Adrianichthyidae. Gene Ontology annotation, biological process: regulation of Rac protein signal transduction; regulation of actin cytoskeleton organization; positive regulation of GTPase activity. The record is from RefSeq and is a predicted model, not a curated record.